This is a messenger RNA of Clupea harengus (Atlantic herring), 1614 nucleotides long. RefSeq names its product G protein-coupled bile acid receptor 1 (gene gpbar1). The record is from RefSeq and is a predicted model, not a curated record. NCBI's taxonomy places the organism in Eukaryota, Metazoa, Chordata, Actinopteri, Clupeiformes, Clupeidae. Gene Ontology annotation, cellular component: membrane. Gene Ontology annotation, molecular function: G protein-coupled receptor activity. Gene Ontology annotation, biological process: G protein-coupled receptor signaling pathway.
CGUCCGCCCUUUAAGAGACCUUCUACAAAGCCACAGCAUUUCACUUCGGCUUCCACUUUCACUGGCAAACAGUAAAGAACAACUAUUUAAUACACAAGAUGUCACGGCAUAAUCCUCUUAGUUAAAGAGAAGUUAAUAGCCCAGAGCUUAGUCAGUAAAACCCGGCAUGGAAACAGCUGGCUGAUGGAGUGUGGACGGUGAACUACAUGGCAGCUUUCAUUGCAGACCACACGACUCAAAGCAUCACUGAGGAGAAAACAUGAGGCGUUUGGCCAUGGAUAGCGAUGAUGAUCAUCUCCAGGAGAAAGAGUGGCUCAUCUCCUGCAUCACAAUCCCUCUGUCCUCAGCCAUCAUCCUGGCCAACCUGGUCAUCAUCGUGGGCAUUGUCUGCAACCGACAGCUCCACAACACGCCCAACUACUUCUUCCUGAGCCUGCUGGUGGCUGACCUGUGCACGGGCAUCGCUCUGCCCUUCAUCCCGCGCAUGGGCCUUGAGCAGAGCCUGGACUUCCAAACGUGCCUCCUGGUCCACACCUUCCCCAACUUCCUUUUCCUGUCCUAUCUCUUCAACCUGGUGAUGGUGCAUUACGAGCGUUACUUGUGUAUCGUCAGCCCCUUGCACUACAACCAGUUCUGGGUCCACCGCUGCUUCCCUGUGGCGCUGCUGGCAGUGUGGGUGCCCCCCCUGCUCUAUGCCUCCCUGCCCGCCUUUGGCUGGAAUGAGUGGAACAACGACACCGCCAACAGCACCCUCAACCACACCGCGGGGGCGGCCGGGUGUGCGGCAGACCCUCUGGCCGACGACGAAGUGUGCUCCUACAAGAAGGUCUUCCCCAUGUCCUACAUCUACCUGGAGGUGUACGGCAUCCUGCUCCCGGCCAUUGUCCUCAUCGCCGGGAUGACGGGAAGGGUGCUGUGGAUCACCAGGAAGCAGAUGAAGGUCAUCUGCAAGCUCCACCGGGCCGUGGAGCGCUACCAGACCUCAGACAGCGAGCACAGGCUGAACCUGCGCUACGCUAAGUGCCUGGCGGCCGUCUCCUUGAUCUUCCUUCUCUGCUGGGUGCCCUACAUCACCUAUGUGAACGUGGCCCUGGGGUGGCUGAAGGGCAACGGGAAAUCCCAGAACUGCACCCUGCACAUCAUCCUCUCCUGCACGGGGAUCGGGAGCAUGGCCAUCAUCCCCAUCAUUUUAGGGUUGGCCAACAGGCAGUACACGGACCCUGCCCGCAAAGUGCUGCUGAAAAUGCGUGACUGUUGGCGUGGGAUGCGUGGUUGCACAGACAUGUCGCAUAGUAAUUAACCUUCGGAAGAAUAUUCAGUAUGGAUGCUCUUUCAUGAGAGUGAUGUGCAUUUUAGGAAAGAAAUAUGAAUGUCACAAAUCUUUUAUGCUUUUAGGCUACUGAAAAAAGUUGAACAUAACAUUUGAACAUGACUCUCCAGGUUUAAGGGCUCUGCCACAUAAAUUGUGUAUUGCAAUUAUGUCAUUAUAUGGUCAAUGUUGUUUAUAUAGAGAGACACUCAGUACAAAGUGAUUCAGCUUUCUUUGCAUGAGGCAUGACAGGAAAGCAUGGUUGUGACUUCCAGCUGGAUCAGGAAUAAACUACAUUUUUCUCA